UCGUGUGAUAACAAAUUAUCAGUCGAGACGUAAAUUUCACAACUUUUCGCAUCAAAAAUGUUCGAGUUGUAGCCAAAUUUGUCGAAUUUCACGCAAAAAUGGGCAGUUUGAAGGGGAUUUACAACAAUUAUCAGGAAAAUGGUGCAAUAUCUAUCGAAAAUUCGUAUUUUACGACGCAUGAAGAUCUCGAGGCAACUGCGAUGAGCACAGAUUGGAGCGGAAAAUGGGUUCUUUUGGCAGGCAGACGUGACAUAGCUCUUCAAAAUCUACAACGAGAAAGCGAAAAUGAAGAAAUUUUACAUAAAUUUCAUCGAAAUAGCAAACACGAAGUAUCUGCUGCGGAAUGGGCAAUUUGUGAGAACAGUCAAGAGUAUUGUGCAAUCGCUACGAGUCAAUUAAUCGAAGUCGUGACAUGGAAACUCGGAGAUCCAACGUUAAUUUAUUCGUUAAGAGCUCACACGCGAGUCGUCACUGACAUCGAUUGGCAUUCAAAGAUUCCGCAUUUGUUGGCAAGUUGUUCCGUCGACACAUUUACUCAUCUUUGGGACUUGCGCGAUCCGAGGAAACCCAUUUUAUCGUUGAGUGCAGUUUGUAUGUCGGGCGCCACGCAAGUUGGAUUUAAUCGUGUCUCGGGAAAUUUAAUUGCCACAGCUCAUGAUGGCGAUUUGCGAAUUUGGGAUCAACGAAAGGGAUCUUGCCCAGUGCAAUAUAUCACGGCGCAUUUGGCACGAAUUCACGGCAUAAAUUGGUCUCAUGAACACGAAACUCGAUUGACGACAGCAAGUCAAGAUGGCACUGUGAAAUACUUUGACAUCAAUCAUCCACGAAAGGCAGAAGCGAUAAUCGAUAUUAAAUCGCCUGUUUGGCGAGCAAGAUACACGCCCUUCUCGAAUGGGCUUGUUACGGUCAUUACGAACUUGGAGAGAGGAGAAAAUAGUCUGAUGCUUUGGAGUAAUUCACGACAAACGAGUUCAGUUUGUUCUUUCGUCGGGCAUAAAGAUGUCGUGCUUGACUUUGCUUGGCGCCCGCAACGAAACACAAACGAAACUGAUCGAGAAUUGAUUAGUUGGAGUCGGGAUCAAACGUUGCGUGUAUGGAAGGUAAGCGCCCAACUUCAAGCGAUGUGCGGAAAGGAUUAUUACGAUCACGACGACGAAACGGAUCAAUUUGAUGAGUUUUUGCACGAAAAUUCCCCGAAUUCGCCCGGAAAAGAGCAAAUUUUGGCUCCUGUUGUGCCGCAAUCGUCUUGCGGAUUGUAUCAUGAGUUCUCGUUGCUCAACACGAACAUCCCGCAUAUCGAUGUUCAAGAGACAGAUGCUGCCAAGAGGAAAGCUCAAGUCAAAAUUACAGCAAAUGGGCACAUUGUCUUGUUAUUGGUGACUUUUCCGCUUGGAUAUCCCGACAUUAAUGCACCUCCGGAGUUCACAUAUUGCCCGGGAACGUCUUUGGAUGCGAAUUUAUCGUCGACGUUGAUGAAAAAAAUCAAAUUGACAGCACAUGAAAGAGUCAGAAAAGGUCGCCCGUGUUUAGAACAAUGCUUACGAACGUUGGUAACAGCUUUAAAGAAGUCGAUAAGCGGAAGUGAGAAAGGACAUAUGAGAUUGCAAUCGCCGAGACUUGAAGGAGCGUUGAGCGGAGCAUUGCACGAUGCAUGUGUGCCAUUUCCAAAGACAAGCGGAGCGAGAUUCGGGCAUGUUAAUAUGUUGGUAACGUUUUCAUGUCCCUUGAAUAGGAGAAAUAUCGGAUUAAAACCGCAAAAUAUCACGCCGAGAGCUCUUUCAGCAUUAAGCGGAGGAUAUUUAGGAAAUGUAAUGGGCACCAAACCCAUGCUUUAUGCCCAACGAGAUGCUUCAACGAGUGCUUUGUACACCGAUAAACUCGCGAGACAGAGAAAAGUUUCAACUCGCUUCGUGAAUUCGUCAGUUUUGGUCUAUGACGUGUCAAAAAUGCUUCCAAUUCAAAAAGAUUUCGCUUUGCGAUACAAAAUAAUGUUCGCCGACAAACUUCAAAUGUGCCAACACAAUCUUGAAAUCGCUCGAGAACUUUCGAGACCUGAUCUCAUCCAAUGUUGGUCGAUGGCGGAAAUGCUUGCAUCUGAAUUAGACAAAAUUGAAAGCGAUACAGCGCUUAUUCCAACAACAAAACUCUUCGCAGCCAACUUACUUCAAUCGUUGAUCAGUACUGCACUCAAAAAUUUCGAUGUUCAAACUGCGACGAUGGUUUGUUGUGCUUUUGGGAAAUUUUGUGCUUCAAAUUCGACAAGUCUUACUCCUCUUGUCUCGACAAAACUUGGCGAAUAUGCUUUGACUGACUUUCGUUCGGAUCCAGCGACUCCCAAUUCGGAUACUUGGAGUCUCGUAUCUACCGCAGCAACAGCAAUUAACGCUUUAGAGAUGAAAUCUCCAUUGAACGAAUCCGUUGACACGACACACUCGUCAUUAACUUCAUGGAAUUUGGAUUCGAGUCAUCCCAUCGCCACACAAACGGAUUCCGCCGUACUAAUUACCGACAAUAAAUGUCAAAGUUACGACAGAUUCAAACUCGCUUACGCCGAAAUACUCAACAGAUGGCAGUUGUUGGUGCCAAAAACGCAAGUUUUGAAAUAUUUGUCGUCCUCGGAGUUGGUUCAAAGCGAUUCGACGUCGGAAAAGAUGACAACGGGUUUCAGUUUUGAAUGCGGAAAUUGUAAAAAUAAAUGUUUGCCUCCGGCGUGCAAGGGAUGCAAGAAAUUCCUCUUGAAAUGCACUUUUUGUCGUCUGCCUGUCAAGGGAAUGGCGAAUUUGUGUCUGAAAUGUGGGCAUGGAGGACAUACGGAACACUUGCUUUAUUGGUUUGAGAAAUCCGACGUUUGCGCAUCCGGAUGCGGAUGUUAUUGCUUGUUGGAAGAAACAAAUUUCUAUUAGUGAAUUGAUAGUUUAAGACUUUAUGAGAGAUGAAACGUACCUAUGAACUAUGUUGAUUUCUUAGAUUUUUAUAUUUUUCAUUGUUUUUUGCUUCGUAGCAACAAAUGUACUGACAAAAAGAGAAAAUUUUUAUAUAUAUUAGCAAUAAAGUUGUUUUUAUUACUU
Messenger RNA from Culicoides brevitarsis, 3068 nucleotides. RefSeq names its product GATOR2 complex protein Wdr59 (gene Wdr59). The transcript has 4 exons. Bases 99 to 2903 code for a protein of 934 amino acids. Lineage: Eukaryota; Metazoa; Arthropoda; Insecta; Diptera; Ceratopogonidae. Gene Ontology annotation, biological process: positive regulation of TORC1 signaling; cellular response to amino acid starvation. Gene Ontology annotation, molecular function: signaling adaptor activity; protein binding. Gene Ontology annotation, cellular component: vacuolar membrane; Seh1-associated complex. The record is from RefSeq and is a predicted model, not a curated record.